Monoraphidium neglectum is the source of this 2295-nucleotide messenger RNA. RefSeq lists its product as hypothetical. Bases 1 to 2295 code for a protein of 764 amino acids. The record is from RefSeq and is a predicted model, not a curated record. Gene Ontology annotation, cellular component: fungal-type vacuole; fungal-type cell wall. Gene Ontology annotation, biological process: fungal-type cell wall organization. Lineage: Eukaryota; Viridiplantae; Chlorophyta; Chlorophyceae; Sphaeropleales; Selenastraceae. The transcript has 18 exons. Gene Ontology annotation, molecular function: structural constituent of cell wall.
AUGGGCUUCAACUACGACUGCGGCGUCGGCCCCCAGUGCAGCACGACCGCGCAACUGGCGCUCAACUGGAUGCUGGUGCCGCGGCCCUUCGUCCCCAUCCCAUCCCCCAGCCCCUCGCCGCCCCCGCAGCCGCGGCCGGCCACGCUCUACCUGCAACACAAGACUCUGGUCCUCACCACGCCAGGCUUCACCAACAUCGAUUUUCUGGAGGCUAUAUUUAAAGGCUAUGGCUCCCCGUAUGACAUCGUGCGCUGGGACGUGCACAGUGUCAGCCCCCCAAAGCCCGACCUCAACGCGCUGCUGUAUAACGCCGACGGCUCAGCCCGCUACAGCUCUAUCUUCAUGCACCCCAAUCUGGAGGCCAUGAGCCUGAUGAACAUCACAGAAAUCAACAUCCUGUGGCAGUUCCAGAUCCGCUUCGGCGUCCGCACUGUCAAGGUUGGCGCGGGCAACCCUGAGCUCGGCUAUGACUACAGCGGGACGUGCGGCGGCGGGGCCGAGGCGAUGCUGUUCACCGCAGACGCGCCGCCGGGAAUCUCUGGCGUCAACGUGGCUGCCGCUCAGCCGAACUACAACGGGAUCUGGAGGUGCCCUGGCAAGCCAACCGCCAACGGGUGCCCCCUGCAGAGCGUUGUGGGGGCCAAUCCUUACAACCCCAACGCCAGUGCAACCCUGCCUGUCAAUUGCACGCCGACACCGAUGAUUAAAAACGCGGCCGGCUACACUUUAGCUACCCUCAUCAAGUACCAGGACGGCCGCGAGUCCAUGGGGUUCAUGCAUGAAUGCGCGGCCUGGAGCUCUACGUGCCUGCUGUUGGGCCACAUGGCGCUGUCCUGGGUGAACCAGGGCUUCACAGCCGGGGAGAGGGCCAACCUGAUCUCCGUACAGACCGACGACUUCUUCCUGUCGACCGACCAAGACGACACUGGCACUCAGUACCGCGUGAGCCCCUACGACCUGCAGCGUCACCUCCAAUGGCUCUCAGACCUCAAAUCAGGCGCAGUAGCCGGCAUCACGUUGGCCCCCAACUCAGACCUCAGGAUCGACCUGCCGUUCAACGGCAACGGCAUCCUCGAAAACUCCACCAAGCUCACCGAAAUCACCGUCGACGGUGAGUCGUGCACCACCUUCCCCGACUACGUGGCUCUGGGCUGCAACUGCUGGGCCACUGGCUACCAGGCGUGCCCCACCACCGCGCCGGUCUUCUGCCAGCACUGCACCAAGGACUGGCCGAAGCCGCUGGGCACUGGCACCAACAAAGUGACGUCGCUGCCCAACACAGGGCUCUGGACUCCUACGAACCUCAACCCAGACCCUCUCGCCGCAGCCGUGCUUGCAAACACAGGCGGCAUCACCACAGGCUUCCACUGGUGCCACCACACGUUCACGCACGAGAAUCUGGACAACGUCACAAAGUAUGACGCCGAUAAGCAGCUCUCCCUGAACAUCAGGAUGGCGGCCAACCUGUCCCUGUCUGGCAGGGACGUUUUCAGCCACUCCUGCAUGGUGACGCCCGAAAUCAGUGGCCUCAUGAACGGCGACGUGCUGACGGCGCUCGGCAACAACGGCAUAACGUGCUCUACCGGCGACAACACCUGGAGGCACCUCCUGAAUCAGAAUAACCCCCACCAGAUGCUCUACACCACCCUGGCGAGCAGCAACUUUGCUGGCUACGCUAUCCUGCCGCGCUGGGCGACAGAGAUAUACUACAACUGCAGCCUGCAGAGUCAGAACCUUGCCCUCUACAACGGCAUCUACUCCUCCCAGCUGGGCAUUUCCACGUUUGACCAACUCCUGAGCAGGGAGGCUGACCGCGUGUCCUACAACAUAUUGGCCCUCCGCAAAGACCCGCACAUGAUGCAUCAGGCCAACCUGAGGGUUGAAGGCGGCAGCCGCACAGACUUCACUGUUGGGUCUAGUCUCCUGAUGAAGUGGAUGGAGGCGGUGCUCAUAAGGGUCACCAACCUGGUGACGUGGCCUGUGAGGUCCCUUAAGCUGGACGACCUGAUGGCCGCGUUCAAGGCGCGCGAGGCGCGGGACGCCUGCCAGCCGUCGUACCGCCUGGAGGUGGACAGCGCCACGGGGGCGGUGCAGGCAGUGACCGUGACGAGCAACGGCGGCGCCUGCAAGGCUCCGUUCACUGUGGGCAGCACCGUGGCCGUCGGCCUCCCCGCGUCGGCCAAGGACGGGACGGACGUCACGGCGGCGAUCUACAGGGUGGAUCUGGCCGCGGGCGCGUCCACGCGGGUCGUGCUGUCAAAUGCGCAGACGUGGGUGCUGCCGCCGCUGUCGUGA